CAAGAGUGCCUGCUUCUGGGACGUUGACCUCCUGUCCUUCCUGUGUAGACACCGCAACUCUCUGUACCCGAAUUUGUGUCCUGCGUCAGCUGCGAUAGACGAUCGUCCUAACAUGUGGACUCUCCUUGCGGGCGCUGCCCUCCUUAUAGGCGCAUGUUCAGCUACAGAGCAAGUCAUCUUCAAAGACGUCGUCAUUGUUGGCGGCGGCGCGUCGGGCUCUUAUGCCGCGGUCCGCAUCCGAGACGAUUUUGGGAAAUCUGUGGCCCUCAUCGAGAAGAAAGGCAGGCUUGGCGGCCAUGUUGACACCUUCAUCGACCCGGCCACCGGCACUCCACUUGACUUUGGCGUAAAAUCCUUCAUUGAUGAGGGCAAUGCGACAGGAUUCUUUGAUCGACUGGGUAUCCAACGCAAGCAUGGAGCUCCUUCGCGCCUCAACACGACAUACAUUGACUUCCACGCUCGCAAGGUCGUGGAUUUCCGGCCACCCACCAUGGCCAAGCAGACGGAUGCAUUGAAGCGAUACCUUGCCAUUGUUGAGCCUUGGGAGCAUCUCAUCCAGCCCGGAUACUUCAAUUUUCCCGAUCCCAAUGCGAUACCAGACGACUUUUUGAUCCCUUACGGCGCUUUUGCUACGAAACAUAACCUAGAAGAAGCAACGCCAUUCAUAUAUCAAGUGACAGGCCUCGGACUAGGGAACAUAACCAACGAGCUCACCCUAUUUGUGUUGCAGACUUUUACUGCUGCCAUGGCCCGCUCGACGCUUGGACUGCAAGACUCCUUUGUUCCUGUGUCAGGGAGGAACCAGGACGUCUACGAUGCGGUGGCAGGCGUACUUGGGUCCGACGUCUUUUAUAAUAGUGAAGUGUUCGACGCAUUGCGCACGAGGAGUGGGGUACAACUUGACAUUAAAAACACGGAAACUGGACAUAUUACCACCGUCGAGGCCAAGCGCCUGCUCGUUGCCAUUGAGCCAACUGCCGAAAACAUGAAACCUUUUCACCUACAUCGUGAGGAGGAUGACAUAUUCCGCAAGUUCAAGUAUACGCGGAGAUAUGCCGGGAUUCUCGAUACAGAUCUCCUUGGAGUCAACGCAUCAUACUUCAACCUGCCCCUCAACGCCGCCCCCAAUAACUACCUUUCGUAUCCGAAGAUCCCCUAUGACGCACGAAUCGACUACAUGGGCGUCGGGCGUUACUUUCGCGUCAAUGUCAUUGGAGACGAAAACUUUGAGGAGAGCAGUGCUAAAGAGCAGGUGAAGUGUGACAUUCAGACACUGAUCGAUGUAGGCGUUGUUCCUGCUGCGGAUGAUGUGGCGGCGCUAGACUGGGCAGACUUCUCUGACCAUGGCCCAAUGUAUGCCCACGUAUCCGCGAAGGAGGUCGCAAGUGGGUUUUUCCAGAAACUUUACGGUCUUCAAGGGCGGUCAUCCACUUGGUGGGCGGGGGCAGCUUGGAGCGUUCACUAUCAAACCGCUCUAUGGGCGUACGUCGACGUUCUAUUGCCUAAGCUGAUGCAAGGCUUGUAACCGGGGCUUCCCCGUUUCAUACGCUUCACUUUUGACCCGAGCAUGAUUAUAUGGGUGGGAUAUAUAUAUUUCGACGGUAUUUAGCUGUAUAGCCCCUUCAAUGUUGCCCGCUUAGAACUGCUCGCGUAUAAAGUAAUU
Purpureocillium takamizusanense is the source of this 1663-nucleotide messenger RNA. RefSeq lists its product as uncharacterized. Bases 113 to 1525 code for a protein of 470 amino acids. Lineage: Eukaryota; Fungi; Ascomycota; Sordariomycetes; Hypocreales; Ophiocordycipitaceae. The transcript is spliced from 2 exons. The record is from RefSeq and is a predicted model, not a curated record.